This is a messenger RNA of Plasmodium reichenowi, 255 nucleotides long. RefSeq names its product telomeric repeat binding factor 1, putative. The record is from RefSeq and is a predicted model, not a curated record. The coding region runs from base 1 to 255 and encodes 84 amino acids. The transcript has 5 exons. NCBI's taxonomy places the organism in Eukaryota, Apicomplexa, Aconoidasida, Haemosporida, Plasmodiidae.
AUGGAUAUUCAAUUGUUAAAAAUAAAACGUUCCAUCUUAUUAGAUGAAGAUAUAUCCCCUGUUUUAAUUGACACAAAGGACAUAGAGGGGAAAGCCAAAACAAAUAAGAAAAAGAUAAAAUACAAAACUCGAAUUAAAUGGGAAAAGGAAGAAACAAAAUUGCUCAUUGAAGGAAUAAACACCUAUGGUUUAUCCAAAUGGUCACAAAUUCUCCAAUCGUAUAAUUUUCCCCAAUACAGGUUUUUUUAUACAUAA